Molecule: messenger RNA, 1513 nt
Organism: Momordica charantia (bitter melon)
Lineage: Eukaryota; Viridiplantae; Streptophyta; Magnoliopsida; Cucurbitales; Cucurbitaceae
Product: serine/threonine-protein kinase SAPK7
Biological process (GO): protein phosphorylation
Molecular function (GO): protein serine/threonine kinase activity; ATP binding
Source: RefSeq, a predicted model, not a curated record
AGUAUGAAAAAAGGUGGGAUUGGGAAUGAAGAGGCAGUGAUUGGAUUGUAGCUGGUCCUCGAUUGAAAACGCUCUGCCCAUUCCACGUGCAUUCGAUUUCUCCCCAUUCUUCCCGUUUCUAUAAAUCCAAAUUCCCCCAUUUUUCUACUUCAGAUCUGAUUGAUGAGCCUUCGAAUCCCUGCUUUCAAUUCCUACUUCUUCCCCGUUUGAUUCCAUGGACAAGUACGAGGUGGUCAAGGAUUUGGGAGCUGGCAAUUUCGGAGUUGCCAGACUUCUCCGCCAUAAGGACACCAAAGAGCUCGUCGCCAUGAAGUACAUAGAGCGCGGCCACAAGAUUGAUGAGAAUGUGGCCAGAGAGAUUAUAAACCACCGAUCGCUUCGGCAUCCGAAUAUAAUUCGUUUCAAGGAGGUUGUUUUGACUCCAACGCAUUUGGCUAUAGUGAUGGAAUAUGCUGCUGGGGGAGAGCUUUUUGAAAGAAUUUGCAAUGCUGGCCGUUUCAGUGAAGAUGAGGCUAGGUACUUCUUCCAGCAGUUGAUUUCUGGAGUCAAUUAUUGCCAUUCAAUGCAAAUAUGUCAUAGAGAUCUAAAGCUAGAGAAUACCCUUUUAGAUGGAAGCGCAGCCCCGCGCUUGAAGAUCUGUGAUUUCGGUUACUCCAAGUCAUCCCUCUUGCAUUCAAGACCAAAAUCAACUGUUGGUACUCCGGCAUACAUAGCCCCGGAGGUUCUUUCUCGACGAGAGUACGAUGGAAAGUUGGCAGAUGUCUGGUCAUGUGGAGUGACUCUCUAUGUUAUGCUGGUUGGUGCAUAUCCUUUCGAAGAUCAAGACGAUCCUAGAAACUUCAGGAAAACUAUUCAGCGAAUAAUGGCUGUACAGUACAAAAUACCAGACUAUGUUCACAUAUCUCAAGAUUGUCGACACCUACUCUCUCGCAUCUUUGUCCCGAAUCCCUCGAGGAGAAUUUCGCUAAAAGAGAUCAAGAGUCAUCCGUGGUUCUUAAAGAACUUGCCGAGGGAACUGACAGAAUCAUCCCAAGCCAUCUAUUACCAGAGGGAUAACCCGAGCUUCUCCCUUCAAAGCGUGGAGGAGAUCAUGAAGAUCGUGGGGGAGGCAAGAAACCCGCCGCCAUCAUCGACGACCAUCAAGGGCUUUGGAUGGGGAACGGAAGAAGAGGAUGACGAAGGCGAGGGAGAGGUGGAAGAGGAGGAGGAGGAAGAAGAUGAGUAUGACAAGAGGGUGAAAGAAGUUCACGCCAGUGGAGAAUUCUUAGUCAGUUAGAAGCAGAACAUAACAUUAUAUUAUUGAGGUUUUGGUGUUGUGUGUAGUGUACAGUAUUGUUGGUUUAAAGGUCUGCAACUCUAAGCUAUAAUUUAUUUCUCUACUGUCACUAUAAUGUAAUUUAAAGUUAUUGGAAUAAUUCAAUGUAGUUGGACACAUUUUUGUGACGCAUUUAGUUGUAAUUUAAAGUUAUUGGAAUAAUUCAAUGUAGUUGGACUCAUUUUUGUGACGCAUUUA